ACACAAAAUCAAUCUAUUCUCAUGGUGGAAUCUUCCAUCUUCGACACCUCAUAAUAAAUCAUGAGAUGGAAUACAAGGGAGAGUGGCAGGCUGAGAAAAUUCACAGAGUACAAAUACCUCGGAAUGGACUCUUGAUUCUACAUACAACUGUCCAACCACCAAAGCCGACCCACGGAAUAUCCUGAAAAUACAAAGCAAGCAUGGACGAGUCAACAUCGACCACAGUCACCUCAGUAUCCAGUGCACUAGCAGUAUUGGGUGCAUUUGGAUCGCUGGUUAAUGGGGCGUGCCAACCAGUGGCUGGCCCUACGUUCAAGCUCGGAGCGACACUGAUGGUGCACACAGCAUGUGCAUUAUCAGGCAGGAUCAACGACUGGGACGAGUAUGUGGGUGUAGCGCCUUUGAGGAAUGCAAGAGCAGAGUGCUACUCCGUCUCCAACGGCCGGAUGAAGCAGAUGGGUAGCUGCGUCUACGCAGCAGUGCAGGAUCGUGCUGUAGCUGCGGUGUAUGCUCUGAAGCCCCAGGAUCGCGUCUACCAACAUUACAUCCGCAUGACAGAAGAUGCACACACGGGAACGUAUGCAAACAUUGUGCGAUGGAUUGCUGCGUGUUGGCCACUGGUUGCUUCAGCGAUCAUGGCGUGGGCCGACAUGCAGCUGUGGGCAGGUAAUGUGCUGUUAGGCUGGCUUGGCUGGUUCUUUAUCGUGCUCAGUGCCGGGCCCGCUGUUCAGUCCGGACACCAGUGCAACGCCAAUUGCAAACAGCGAGUGUACCUACUGAAUGACCAAAGCACCACAAAAAGCUUGAUCGAGUACACUGUGUGUUUGGAGUUUGAUGACCUAGCACGUCGGAGACUGCCGAAGCGCCACACACGCUGCAGAAUCCUGCGUGCGGUAGGAAGUCUCUUAAUGACCAUACAUUUCCCACUGGGGCUUGUGGCGACCUGCUAUGACAGCAGUGCAGGUGCACAGACGUGGGUGCUGAUACAGUUUGUGGGCCUGAUUGCUGGCAUGCGAUGGUGGUGCAUAGAGCAGCGUCUUGCCCGUCACGGCGUCGACUGUGCACAGGGUCUAACAGUGACUCACGAGAUCCAGCCAUUCGAAAGGUGGCAAGCUGUGCUCGACCGCGUCGACCAAAUCCAUUGGCCACACAUUAAGCACCAGUACACCUGUCUCUAUCCUGUCCUUCCCUCUAUCCUGUCCUUGCCUCUACCCUGUUCUCGCCUCUUUCCUAUCCUUCCCUCUAUCCUGCCCUUUCCUCUACCCUGUCCUUUCCUCUACCCUGUCCUUGCCUCUACUCUUGUCCAAGCAUCUCAAAUGCCUUUGUAUUUCUCUCGUUCAUGUACUCCUUGAAAACGACUUGUACCUUGUUCCUGUCCUCGUGUUCAUCAUCUCCCAAAUAGAACAGCAAUCCUGCAAUAAAUAUAUUACUCGAUCCACAGCUCGCCUCUUCUUUGUCCCUGUCUCCCUUCUAUUCCGUUUGCGCAGAUUUUGACACUUACUCACUCGAUGAUUACCUGUAACUGUCCCCAUUUAUACGUGUCAUACGUAUUACACCCAUUGUGCUCUAUGACACAUCCUCCGACGCGUUUGCUCGAGUGUAUCUCUAUGAUCACACAGAACAGGCGGAUACUGCUGAUUCCAACCAAACAAAGACUCCUG
Molecule: messenger RNA, 1661 nt
Organism: Gamsiella multidivaricata
Lineage: Eukaryota; Fungi; Mortierellomycota; Mortierellomycetes; Mortierellales; Mortierellaceae
Exons: 4
Coding region: 201-1352 (383 amino acids)
Source: RefSeq, a predicted model, not a curated record